Molecule: messenger RNA, 1019 nt
Organism: Neurospora tetrasperma FGSC 2508
Lineage: Eukaryota; Fungi; Ascomycota; Sordariomycetes; Sordariales; Sordariaceae
Exons: 4
Coding region: 102-728 (208 amino acids)
Biological process (GO): intra-Golgi vesicle-mediated transport; retrograde vesicle-mediated transport, Golgi to endoplasmic reticulum; intracellular protein transport
Cellular component (GO): COPI vesicle coat
Source: RefSeq, a predicted model, not a curated record
AUUGAAGUCGAGUUGCCCCUCGUCGCCGACCUUCUCCAACCGAUACCAGUCUCGAGACAGCAAUUGAUCAAGAAACAAGAACCCCCAGAUAACCAGUCAAGAUGUCGCCAGGAAUGUCGCUGUAUAGCGUCAACGCUAUAGUAAUCCUCUCCAGCGAUGACGGUUCGCGGAUAUUCUCAAAAUACUACACUCCUCCUCACGCUGCCGCUGGCGCACCAGGAACAGGAGUGGCCGCCGGGCUCGCUUCCUCGAGCGCUUCCCAGAACCCCUAUCCCGACAAGACUUCUCAAACCCGUUUCGAGAAGGGCCUCCUUCAGAAGACAGCAAAGCAGACGGGCGAUAUCCUCCUCUACGACAACAAGGUGGUGCUUUACAAGAUGGAGUCGGACGUUGCUAUCUACGUCGUUGGUAGCGCGGACGAGAACGAAGUUCUGCUCUACAACGUACUUUUGGCGCUUAGGGACAGCUUGCAUAUGCUCUUCAAGCAAUCGAUCGACAAGCGCACGAUAGUCGAAAACUACGAUCUGGUAUCCCUCGCUAUUGACGAGAUCGUAGAUGACGGCGUUGUUCUCGAGACCGAUCCCACCAUCAUCAUUCAACGAUGCAGCAAGGCGCCGCCUGCGGAUGUCAACCUCAGCCGCCUCGACCCCUUCACCGAGCAGGGUGUCAACAACUUGGCACAACUAGGCAAGGCUAAGCUUACUGACUGGCUUCGUCAGGGUCUCUAAGGGCAUGCGUGGGUGGGUAACGACAAGGGAAGGAGUGUGGCGGAUGGGAGCAACCAAGGUAAAGUUGGCGCAUUGGUUCGUGAAAAGGUAUUAGGCCCUUUUGUUUGGCGAGCCUUCUUAGAGCAGAGUAAUGAGCCAAACACGAAGAAAAAGACACGAAAAGCCAACAAAUGAUGGGUUAGCAGAAAACAGGAGUUAUAGUCUUUUUCCUUGCGAUCUAUGGGGUUUGACCCCGUCUAUAUUCUAAUGUCGGAAGCGGCUUUCCUCAGCCUAUUCAUGACUGCCGCCGCG